AUGCCGGGCAUGAACGGGAUCGAGAUCAACAUGGGCAGCCGCGCCUUCGAGGAAGCGUCCGAGUGCGCGGUCUGCGCCAAGAACUUCCACGCCUUCCGCCGCAAGCACCGCUGCAAGAGCUGCGGCAAGGCCGUCUGCCGCGCCUGUGCGACUGCCCACAAGAAGGCGACGCAUGGGCUCUUGGGCCAUGGCGACGACGGGUCCCGCAUUUGCGACAUCUGCGUCCAGAACGAGCGCGCCGAGCAGUUGGAGCGCAUGCGCAUUGCCGAGGUCGAGCACGCGCGCGCCCGUCAGCAGGCCAACAUGGAGCGCAUGCAGCGCGAGCGCGACGAGGCCGAGCGUCUCGCGCAGCGUGAAGCGCACAGAAAAAAGGUCGAAGCGUACAACGCGUUGGUCCGCAAGCACUUCGGCGACGCUUUGCCAACGGUCACGCGGCGGCGCAGCUUUGACCAUAUUUAUCCGCCAUCGGACAUCACGGCGCUCCACCUGCAAUGGCUCGAGUCGCUCGUCGAGCGGUCGACCGAUAUCGUUCUGCUGCACGAGAAGCCCAUGAUCACACAACUCGAGUCGGUUAUUGAGGAGUGCGCCAUUUGCCUCGAGAUCCUCGAGCCCGGCCAUGCCAUCUACACGACGGCGUGCGGUCACUCGUUCCAUUGGAGCUGCCUCAAGGAGAUCAAGAGUUCCGAGUCGUCCAACUCGGACCAGUGCCCGUCGUGCAGAUCCAACAUGAGCGAGGUCCAGAUCAAGAAGGCCUGCGACCACCCGCGCGUUCGCGCAACACAUUCGUUCUGCCGAGACUGCGGCGAGCGCGUGACCACGGCCGACGUCAAGGCGCGCGCGGACGAGGCCAGCAAUUCGGCGCCGACACCCAACCCUGCGCAAGCUGCGAACGGAGCUACGUACCGCGCGGGGUCGCAAGGCGCCCUCGUGCAGUGCCCCCAGUGCCGCAUCCAAAUGCGCGUCUUGCCCCACAUGUACAACAUGCGUGUUGCAUGCCCAUCGGGUCACAUGUUUCAGGUGCAGGUCGCGCCGACGACGCAGUCGGCGAAUCGGCCCAUGGGCAAUGCCCCGCGCAACCCGAACACCGGCUACCCCGGGGCCAGUUCAAGCUCGUAUUUUUAUCGAUCAUAG
Messenger RNA from Saprolegnia diclina VS20, 1131 nucleotides. RefSeq lists its product as hypothetical. NCBI's taxonomy places the organism in Eukaryota, Oomycota, Saprolegniomycetes, Saprolegniales, Saprolegniaceae. The record is from RefSeq and is a predicted model, not a curated record. Gene Ontology annotation, cellular component: ESCRT-0 complex. The transcript is spliced from 6 exons. Gene Ontology annotation, molecular function: metal ion binding; phosphatidylinositol-3-phosphate binding; ubiquitin binding. The coding region runs from base 1 to 1131 and encodes 376 amino acids. Gene Ontology annotation, biological process: protein transport to vacuole involved in ubiquitin-dependent protein catabolic process via the multivesicular body sorting pathway; protein targeting to vacuole.